This is a messenger RNA of Vombatus ursinus (common wombat), 2443 nucleotides long. It is a transcript of the gene TDP1, whose product is annotated as tyrosyl-DNA phosphodiesterase 1. Gene Ontology annotation, molecular function: double-stranded DNA binding; 3'-tyrosyl-DNA phosphodiesterase activity; single-stranded DNA binding. Bases 158 to 1984 code for a protein of 608 amino acids. Gene Ontology annotation, biological process: double-strand break repair; single strand break repair. Gene Ontology annotation, cellular component: nucleus. The record is from RefSeq and is a predicted model, not a curated record. The transcript has 16 exons. NCBI's taxonomy places the organism in Eukaryota, Metazoa, Chordata, Mammalia, Diprotodontia, Vombatidae.
CCCUUCUCAAAAGAGAAAGUAGCCCAAACCGGCAGCCUCCUGGGCCAAGUGUGUGCCUUCUUUCAGCUCCUCCUAUUUCCUUCUCCAGUGUGGCUGUUUAGGGAGGGGAGUCACCGGCUGUUGGACCUGGAAGAGCUUGGAGAUCAUCUGCAGAAACAUGACUCAGGAAAGCAGUUAUGGGAGGUGGACUGUUUCCAGCAGUGAUGAAAGUGAAAAUGAAAAAACACCCAUUGAGAAACCUUCUACCUCUUCUCUGCCCAGUUUUGGGCAAGAUGUGCUGAAUGAUCCGGGGUACACAUGUUCUGAUGCCCGGAAAGCUGCUUACCGAAGGAAAUUAUCACCAGUGAAAUUUGACAGUAAAAAUUCAACUUCCAAAAUCUCAUCCCUUAAAAGGCAGAAGAGUUCCCAGGAAGAUUUAGGCUGGGGCCUGUCGAGUAGCGAUGAGGAAGAGUCCCACCCAAAAGGCCAAUCUAGGCAACCGGGGAAAGGGACAGUCAAAGAGGAAAAAUGUACAUCUCUGAAAGAACCAUCUAAAUACAGUCCCAGAGAUUGCCAGCCUCCUGUCAUCCCAAAGACCGAAGAGGACUAUGAGACUUCAGAUGAAGCCCAAGAACCUUGGGACCUUUUGGAUGAAAAGAACCUGUUCAGAUUUUAUCUCACGAGAGUCUCAGGAAUUAUGCCGAAGUAUAACUUGGGAGCGCUCCACAUUAAAGAUAUUUUAUCUCCUCUCUUUGGGACACUGUUGUCUUCAGCUCAGUUUAACUACUGCUUUGAUGUGGCCUGGCUUGUAAGACAGUACCCACUAGAGUUCAGGAAGAAGCCCAUCUUGCUUGUGCAUGGGGACAAAAGAGAAGCCAAGGCUCGAUUGCAGGAGCAGGCAAAGCCGUAUGAAAACAUCUCCCUUUGCCAGGCCAAGUUGGAUAUUGCAUUUGGAACUCAUCAUACGAAAAUGAUGCUGCUGUUAUAUGAAGAAGGCCUUCGAGUUGUUAUCCAUACUUCCAAUCUUAUUCAGGCUGAUUGGCACCAAAAAACUCAAGGAAUAUGGCUCAGCCCUUUAUAUCCACGACUACCAUAUGGAACACCCAGUACUUGUGGUGAAUCACCAACAAACUUCAAAUCUGAUCUGAUAAGUUACUUAAUGGCUUACAAUGCUCCUCCUCUCAAAGAAUGGGCAGAUAUCAUCCAAGAGCAUGAUCUUUCCGAAACAAGAGUUUAUCUUAUUGGGUCAACUCCUGGACGAUUUCAAGGGAAUCAUAAAGAAGACUGGGGUCAUUUUCGGCUCAGGAAGCUUCUGAAAGAGCACACCUCAUUGGUACCCGAGCAGCAAUCUUGGCCCAUUGUAGGCCAGUUCUCAAGCAUUGGCUCCUUGGGAGCUGAUGAGUCCAAAUGGCUUUGUGCUGAGUUUAAAGACAGUCUGGUGAUUGUAGGAAAUCGUGGAAAGACUGAAGCACAGCGUGAUGUCCCUCUCCAUUUGAUUUAUCCCACAGUGGAGAAUGUCCGGAAAAGUUUGGAAGGAUAUCCUGCUGGUGGCUCUCUUCCAUACAGCUUACAAACCGCAGAGAAACAACUUUGGCUCCACUCCUAUUUUCACAAAUGGUCAGCAGAAACCUCAGGUCGUACCAACGCCAUGCCUCACAUUAAGACCUAUAUGAGACUCUCUCCAGACUUUGCAAAGAUGGCUUGGUUUCUUGUCACAAGUGCAAAUUUAUCUAAGGCUGCUUGGGGAGCUUUGGAGAAAAAUGGUACCCAGCUGAUGAUCCGAUCUUACGAACUUGGAGUUCUUUUUCUCCCUUCAGCAUUUGGAAUGGAUACCUUCAAAGUCAAGAGGAAAGUCUUUUCAGAAAACCAGGAGCCAGCAACCUCUUUUCCUGUGCCUUAUGAUUUGCCUCCAGAAAUUUACGACCAUAACGAUCGUCCAUGGAUUUGGAAUAUCCCCUAUAUUAAGGCACCAGACACCCAUGGAAAUAUGUGGGUUCCAUCAUGAAAAGCUUAAAGCAGCCUGAAGUAGGAAAAUCAGACAGAUACAGAGCCCAGACACUGGAUUCUUUCUCAUUCUCGGGUAUAAAAUUACACAGAGAAUGUCCAUUUAAAAAAAAUAAAUAACCAUAUGGAAAAAGUAUUGAACAAGACAACUUUAAGAAAAUCUGUCCAAGGAACUAAAGGUGAUGGUCUUUCCUGGAUGUAUUAUUACUAAAACAACAUAUUAUAUUUUAACUCACUUUGUUAUACAUACAUUUUGAAUUGGGGCUAUUAAAGUUAAAAAAUGCUUAAAAGAAAUUACAUUUUAAAAGAGCCUCAAUGUUGUCCAGAUUCAAACUUGUCUCAGUAAGUUUUAAUCCAAAGUUGUUCAUGUUUCUUUAUUAUGUUCCCACUGUCCACUGUGAAAGAUGCUGUUUGUACAACUGAAACUCCUAAAGAGUAAAUAAAUGAUAAUUUAGUUAAA